UAGCAGGCUUUAAGAAAGUGUAUAAAGUGCGUCAUUCGCUUCAGUCAUCUUCAGGGUGCACUUCUCUGUCAACACCGACAGAGGGAGACUGUCAUCACUUCAUCUCAACAAGUAUGGCGGCGUACAGAAGGAAAUUGUUCGCUGCUGGACUGAGCUGUGCUGCUUCCUUGAUGAACAGAAGCUCCUGUCAGAGCAGUCGCAGACUGGCUGUGCUGCCCACACUCAUCAGGAAGAACUGGAAGACGCUGAGUGUCACAGGUGCUCUGUGUGCUGUUCCUUUCAUCCAGAAACCAGAAAAUCUGUCUCAUGAAGAUCUGGUACGGAGAGCGUCGUCUCUGGUCACUGACAGUACUAAUACUUUUGUCUCACAAACUACUUUAGCGCUGCUCGACUCCCUCUCAGGCUAUGUUAAGGCUAUAAACAGUCUCGUGACGUUACACAAGCGCUAUGUGGAUUCUAUCAGCAAACUUUCUCCUGCGGAGGAGAAUGCUAUCUGGCAGGUCAUCCUUGGUCAGCGUCAGGAGGUAAUUGACAAGAGAAAGGAUUACAAACAAUUUGAAUCCUGCUGGAUGACUGCCGUCAAUCUCUCAAAGCUGGCAGCAGAUGCAGCCUUCAAUGCAGGGGCUGACCAAGCUUCUGUGACGGCACAGAGCAGUCUACAGGUCGCACAGUCCCAGGUGGAACAUUUUCAACAGCUGAUGCAGGAGGCUGAGAGAGAACUCAAAGACUCUAAAGCUGAGAACAGCGAGAGGCUUCAAAACCACAGCACUGGAGUGGAGGAUGAGGACAUCCCAGAUGCAUAUCUACGAGAGGACUAGUCAAAUCAAGACCUUUAGCACAGCUUUAAAGUAUCUUGAUACAAAGACCCCUACCACUACUGAAGCACAGAUUUGAAUUUGAAUUUGAUUAAUACUCCCAUCUGCAAGUUAUUUAUUUGUGUGUGGCAAAGGACAAAUGCUGUGAAAUGAGCUCAAAUCUGUGAUGCAGCCAGGACAAUUUAUAUAAAUGAAUAUAAGUAUUAAAUACAAAACUAUCAGGGUAAGAAAUGGGACUUGAUAGAUAAAGACUUACUUUCCAGGUCAGGUGCUUCACAUUUGUUAGUAAUUGAUAAGUGCAAUUACAGUUUAAUUACAUGGAUUUAAAUUUAAACUACUUUUAGAUUUUAAAACAGUUGUUUCAUAAAUGUUCUUUUUACUGUAUGCACAAUAUGUGUGAUCUAUAAUUACAGUCAGAUGCUACCCUUGUAAUUUCUUCUUCUUAAAAUAAACAAUGGAAAUCAUUUGUUUUGAUGAUAA
Megalobrama amblycephala (Wuchang bream) is the source of this 1295-nucleotide messenger RNA. It is a transcript of the gene diablob, whose product is annotated as diablo, IAP-binding mitochondrial protein b. The transcript has 6 exons. NCBI's taxonomy places the organism in Eukaryota, Metazoa, Chordata, Actinopteri, Cypriniformes, Xenocyprididae. Gene Ontology annotation, biological process: neuron apoptotic process; intrinsic apoptotic signaling pathway in response to oxidative stress. Gene Ontology annotation, cellular component: mitochondrion. The record is from RefSeq and is a predicted model, not a curated record. Bases 114 to 818 code for a protein of 234 amino acids.